Molecule: messenger RNA, 2106 nt
Organism: Aureococcus anophagefferens
Lineage: Eukaryota; Pelagophyceae; Pelagomonadales; Pelagomonadaceae
Exons: 2
Coding region: 1-2106 (701 amino acids)
Molecular function (GO): ATP hydrolysis activity; ATP binding
Source: RefSeq, a predicted model, not a curated record
AUGGACGAGUCCGAGAAGCGCGUGCCGAAGCGCGACGUCGUCCUCGACAUCCCCGAGGGCGAGGGCGAGAUCCUCUGCAACGUCGAGUUCAAGCUCGCCUACGGCGGCAAGAUCUUGCUGAACACGACGCACUUCCACGUGCGCCGCGGCCGCAUCUACGGUCUGCUCGGCCACAACGGCUGCGGCAAGUCGACGCUCAUGCGCGCGAUCUCCAGCGGCCAGCUCGCGGGCUUCCCCGGCGCCGAGGAGCUCAUGAAGCUCCGCGCGUGCUUCGUCGACCACGACAUCGACGGCUCCGACGCGAACACGCCGACCAUCGACUUCUGCCUCCAGGAGCCCAUCCUCGCGCCGCUCGGCCGCGAGAAGAUCCACGCCAAGCUCCUCGAGAUGGAGUUCACGGAGGAGCUCAUCGAGAAGCCCAUCUGCAACCUCUCGGGCGGCUGGAAGAUGAAGCUCGCCCUCGCGCGCGCCGUCCUCCUCAACGCGGACCUCCUCCUCCUCGACGAGCCGACGAACCACCUCGACGUGCAGAAGCAGGCGUGGCUCUGCGACUUCCUCACGGGCCCGGCGUGCGCGCACGUCACGACGCUCGUCGUGUCGCACGACUCCAAGUUCCUCAACAAGGUGCUCACGGACGUCAUCCACUACGAGAACAUGCGCCUCAAGCGCUACACGGGCAACCUCGACCAGUUCGUCGAGAAGUGCCCCAUGGCCAAGGCCUACUUCUCCAUCCACGACACUGAGAUGAAGUUCACCUUCCCCGUGCCCGGCCCGCUCGAGGGCGUCAAGUCGAAGACGAAGGCCAUCAUCCAGGCCAAGAACAUCUCCUUCACGUACCCCGGCGCGAAGAAGCCGACGCUCUCGGACGUGUCGUGCCAGCUCUCGCAGGCGUCGCGCGUCGCGUGCAUCGGCCCCAACGGCGCGGGCAAGUCCACGCUCAUCAAGGCGCUCGUCGGCGAGACGAAGCCCGACGCGGGCUCCCCGGAGAUCUACCGCCACCAGAACUGCCGCGUCGCCUACGUCGCGCAGCACGCGUUCCACCACAUCGAGCAGCACCUCGAGAUGUCGCCCGUCGAGUACAUCCAGUGGCGCUUCUCCGGCGGCCUCGACAAGGAGCAGCAGGCCAUGGAGGCCGCGCAGAUGACCGACGAGGAGAAGGCCAAGCUCAAGCAGAACUUCGUCAACGGCAUCUUCCCCGACUGCGUGCGCCAGAUCAAGCAGCUCGUCGGCCGCCGCUCGCGCCACGGCGACUACGAGUACGAGGUCAAGUGGGCCAAGCAGGACGGCACGUCCAUGGAGGACAACAAGAACCUCUACCUACCCAAGGUCGUCCUCGAGUCCAACGGCUUCUUCAAGCUCAUGAAGGCCAUCGACGACAAGAUCGCCGCCGAGGCCGGCAACGUCAAGCCCCUCACGACGGGCUGCAUCCAGAAGCACCUCGACGACUUCGGCCUCAUGGAGGAGUUCGGCACCUACGGCAAGAUGAAGAACCUCUCCGGCGGCCAGAAGGUCAAGUGCGUCAUCGGCGCGUCCAUGUGGUUCUGCCCCCACCUCGUCAUCCUCGACGAGCCGACGAACUACCUCGACCGCGACUCGCUCGGCGCGCUCUCGCGCGCGAUCAAGGACUUCGAGGGCGGCGUGCUCAUGAUCUCGCACAACGCCGAGUUCUUCGGCGACAUCGCGCCCGAGAUCUGGGAGAUCCCCGGCGACCAGAAGGUCCACAUCUCCGGCGCCGAGUGGAUGGAGGCCGUCCGCGCGCGCGAGCUCGCGGAGCAGAAGAUGAAGAAGAAGGCCGCGCCGACCCAGGAGGAGGACAAGUUCGACGCCCUCGGCAACAAGAUCGAGACCGAGACCAAGGCCGCGGACGUCGACCGCGACAUGAUCAAGCUCAUGACGAAGAAGCUCAAGGGCCUCAAGGAGCGCCUCAAGAAGGGCGACGCGUCCGUCGAGGACGAGAUGUUCGAGCUCGAGGAGAAGCUCGACGCGGCCAACGCGAUGAUGAAGAAGGAGAAGGAGGCCGCCAAGGCCGAGAAGGAGGCCCAGAAGAAGCUCAACAAGAAGGAGAAGGCCCCCGCCGACAAGAAGAAGGCGUCCAAGAAGAAGUAG